AUGGCCAUGCUCAGAGUGUCCUCUUACCGCAAGCUGUUUGAGGAGGAUAACUGGGGCCGCUACGGAGGAUCGGGUUGUGCCGGCCAGUACCGGGCCUCCAUCAGGUCAGUGUGGGUCUCUGAGGAGAGGAUCACUUUAGAGUUUCACUAAUACUUAGAUUAAUGUUAUACAUAGUUUAAUGAUUUUGAAAUAACUUUGAAGUCUUGUGGUUACAUACUGUACAUUUGAGGCAAUUUCUGUAAACAGUUCUUGCAUGUGUCAAUAUUAAUUCAAACACUAAAUUGUAGUCUACCAUGUUCAUGUGAAAAGUAGAGUUUAAAAGCACUAAAGCAAAGGUGCCAGUUUAGCUGAGUGAGAGCAGAGGUUUGAUACACAGAACACAAAGUCCCCAUCUCACCUGAUCGCACUGAUUCUUGGUCCUGAUGUGGAUUCAGUACUCUAUACAUAUUACAUUUUUGCUUACAUCUCCCAGAUAGCGGUCUAGUCUUGUCUUGUGUGUUUUUUGUUAACUUCUCAGGGCUGCAGCUGUUGAUAAGUGUGACUGUGACAAGUUAGACUUUGUUGCUGCCAAGCAGCUCAACAAGGAAGGUCUGAACCAGUUUAUCCAGGACCGCACCUCCAUCGCUGCCCUUAAUGACCGCCUGGUCAGACUCAUCAAACUGGUGAGGAGAUCUUACUAAGACAAGGUGGAACUUAAUGUUCUUUUAACGGUGCUUUUUAUAUUGUUGGAUGAAGCUGUGAAACUCAAUAUACACAGAACCUACCAAUCUAAUUGUAUCUGAAUUCAAACCCCUUCAGGCCCAUUGUUUUGAGGAGGAGAAUGAGUGUCUUGAAUGCCAGAUUGUUGAGCUACAGGAGAAGCUGAACAGCCGACAAGCCUCCCCCAGCAUCUCCUCCACAGUGGCUGUGCCUGACUACAGCCUGGAUGCUGUUGUGAAGAGACUACGCAGGGAGAGGGUAAGGUGGUACUGCUGCUGGGUGUGUCUGCGGCAUGUUUCUUCAUGUGUGUCACUUUCCAAAAUUGGGUUUUCUCAUCGAUGGUUCAUUGCGCUUCUCAUCAAUUUCACUUUCGUUUGCACACUGACAGGCUAGCCUGAUUUAUAACCUUGCCAACAUUCAUCACUGUCUCCCUCCCCUGCAGGAUGAGAUUCUGUGUGACACAGAGGAGCUGCAGAAAGAGCUUGAACACUUGAUGAAAGAGUGUGAGAAGGCAGCACAGCAGAGGAUACUCCUCCAGCAGGGACGACAAGAUGUUGCUGAGGUAAUUGGCUGUAAAUGCAGAGAGCAUCUGAUGAGAUCAAGAUUAGUAAACAGUGAGAUCAGGAGUCUUCUGAGUCCCCGGACAAAACAAAUGAAACUUACGAGAUGGUUUGAUCAUGACAUAAAUGAGAGACCAGAUCUAAAUUAAUUUAGCAAGUGCAUGAAAACUAGAGUGAGUCACUCACAAGAGUGACUUUCUUAUGCUGCCUUCAACUUACAUCAUCAUAACCUCGGCUAAUUUGCAAAGCCCAUUUUAAAAUGUGACUUCAAGAUACAAAAAAAUGUAAUAAAGAAAAAAACACAAACUCAGCACAAAAAAGUCCACGCUGUAAAUUAGAAAAUUUGAAAUGAAGAGGAGUACCAUUUAAAGUAAUUGAAGAGACAAACUACCAAAAACAAUCUUAUAAAGAGGGUUUUGAAAAAGGGUCCUUUAAAUUUGAGUUUGACUAUGGUAUUAUUAUUUUUUACAUUAGGGCCUAUUAUAAGACCAGGCUGCAGAGGUUCAAAGCUGACCAACAUUAACAAACUAGUCACGAUAAUCCACCUGAAUGCUAAACAAACUCCAAAGUUAAACAGUUUUUUGUGUGUUUCACUCUUCUCUUAACACAAAAUCAUCAAUAAUAAAAAUAGAGAAAAUAUCCUGUAAGCAGUUGACUUCAAAUUCUUUGGAUAAUUCUGUCAACAGUGCUUCAACUGUCCCUCUAAAACUGUGGGUGGAUUCGUCAUAACAAGAUUAUCAUAAAUGAUAUUAUCAAUCAAAGCGCAAAUUUGUUAGAAUGGUUUUACUCCAAAGGUUUCUUUUAAUCAUGUUAGACUGAACCACCGAAGGCUGAGAAACACUGAUUUUGGACAAAGCAAGAGUAGGAUUCCCUAAACACAUCAUCCUUUAUUUCCCAUGAUGCAACUUCUCCUCAUCUAAACUUCACACUCAAACUUGUAAUGUGAAAGCACCAUCUUUAUUUGUCUAUGAGUUAAAAGAAUUGUUGAUUGUCACGUCUUUAACUAUGAUCAGACCUAUAAUAUUAGCUGUGAUUAUGUAUCUUCAGCACUAGAUGGCAGUGUUGUCAAACCGCUCCCUGCGCUUCUCUCUCCCCCUGACCAGUGAAUUGGAUAAGCCUAGUCACAGCUGCUCCUCUGGGCUGUUUGCCUGCUGCAACCUGAGCCACAAACUUUUCCUGUAACCCCUGCAACCCAAUGCACACUCCUCCUCCUCUAUCACAUAUGCCAAAGCCCCAUCACCAACCAACCAGAUGUGCAGGAGGCUUUAAUUUCUCCCUUACAGAUGUAACACAGACUGUAAUAGAGUUCUGUAAUGUCCCUGCUGGCUCACUUCUCUGGUUCUGAAUUGGGAGCAGCUGCAGGGAGACAAGACAUGGUGGGAAAUCUGCAAGAAGGUAGAGGAAGAGCAGGGAUGGAGGGAAGAGGAUCCACAACAGCAAAAGCUCAAUCAACCACAGUUGCAGAUCUCCCUUCUUAGGAUUAAACCAGCAGUGAUGAAACAGAUGCAGUUUGGUUGAAGUUGAGUUAACCGCUGGCUUUUGUUUUGUUUCUUCUCCAGUUAAUUCUGACUAAUUGUUAAGACCCACAAACUGCCAUUUUUGAUGCAGCCAAGUGUUCAUCACCAGACUCACACAGUAUAGUCAUGGUGAGGCAAAGGAGCCCAACUAAAAUGCGUUUGACAAUAUCAACUAGUAAAACACAAAUAGAGGGAUGUGGAGGCCAAGAGCACCGCCGAUUUCUUGUCUACUAAAUCCUUGCAACAUCAAGGUGCACUUAAAGAUGGGAAAACAAAGACAGCAGUUAGAUUAGAUAAGCUUGUAUACAAUGGAGUCCAUGUGAUAGCAUUGCUGUGCCGCACUUUGGAGCAAGCAUUCUCGAAAGGACCCAGCCAAUGAAAGAACCAGCCUUCAUCACUUGUGUAGACCACUCAGGCUGGACUGAAAUACAACAACCUAGUCUAUGAAGGAUUUCCUGUUUGCGUCCGCAGCUGUUCUUGACCUUGGUUGCCAUUGUACUGCUUCUUAUAAAUUAUUUUAGUGAUGACAGUGACUCACUGGCUCUCAUCAUUAAAAUGUAAUAAUAAAAACUUUGCAUGUAAUUCACAUGGCACCACAUAAAAAAACACAUAAAGUCUGCAGCCUUCUCUACAGCAGUUUUUGAAUUAGUUGAAAUAAAUGCUAAUUUAAUAAUGUCCUUUUACGCCUGUGAUGUGGUUAUGGGUGGUUGUAUUGUCUCAAAAUGGGCCAAACCAAAAAACUGUGCUUUAAAACAGCAAACAAAAAUGAUCAAGUUCAUCUCCAUCUGCUGGCUGGACUCUAAACACGGGCCAUAGCUGCAGGAUCAGACAAUUUGUACUUACUGCUGUCCAUCAGAUACUCAGCUGCCAUCCUCCCAGCAAGAAUCCACAACUUUACCUCCUAACCCUCUCUGCGUGUUUCAAUAAGUACACACAGGCACCCACAGUAAUUGCAUCCAACACCAAUUAAUCUGGUUCUUUAUAAAAAGUAGAUAAGCUGAGACCCCCUGCUGCCAAAUGGAUUGGUGGACAGGGCCGCUGUGUCUAGUUAGCCUCCUUCUGAUCUCCCUCCUCCCCCUUUCUCUGCAUUGCAGUGUCUUCUUGAUGUUCACGAAAACAGGUGGAUGUGCUGAUGAUUCUUUUUUUAAAGUAGUUGCUCAGUGCGAAAACAGACUUUUUCCACUUUUCUUCCACCUGCUGUGUGAUUUAUUCAGACUGCAGUGUUCCUCUCAGACACCUGAAGAAAUUAACCUGAAAUUUGCUGCCUUUAGUUUUCCCUCUCUGUUAACUUUAUUUGUCUUUGCAGGAGGUCGAUGCUGUGACAGCAGAGUGUUUGGCGCUGAGGGAGCAAGUGGCUAUCUACGAGGAGCAGCUGGCUAACAUGGAGGUCCAGCACAAGUCGGUAAGAAAGUGGGGGAUGUAAGGCAUCGGUGUGAGGAGACAGGAAGAGUUUACAGCCCUGAAAAUGGCUCAAAAUGUAGCACUUAGGUCAGACAGGGGUGUUGGAGAAAUGCCCAGUCCCAUGGUGACAAACACAGCUGUGAUGACCCUGGUCACCUUGCUGAAGAGCCAAAAACAGCCUGCUCAACAGAAACAUAUGCUGAGAGGAUUAAAACACAAGGAAUACAGUCUUAUGAAAAAAAAAAAGUGAAAAAGACCUAAUUUCACACUCUUGCAUGGAUAUGUCUGUUAGCUUUUAUUUUGAGUUGGAUAACAACAACAUCACUCUCAUGUUUGUCUCAUGAAUUAAAUGCUAACACAAGCAGCCAGUUAGGUUUAGGACAGUAACUACAAACAGUUAAGGGUUAAAACUAGCACAUUUGGCACUCACUUUAGCACCUAUUUAGACUUUUGUAUCAAGUCCAUAAAUUAUAUUGUGUCGAAUAAUUUUUUUUCAACCCCAAAUAACAUUAUUCUGCAUAUAUCUAGAGGAUAUUACCACAGACUUUCCUGUAUAACCCAUGUGAUUAUAGUGAUGUUGUUCAGUUUUAAUAUAUAUUGAAAUAGCAUUCUGUAAUUGGCUGCUCAUGCACCUGACUGUCAACCGGCUGCACACUUGAUUAUGCGAAGAGAUGUAUCCCUCUUUGCAACCAAAUGGAGUGUCUUAAGCUUCUGCAGCCAGCCUGCAGUGGACACUCAAGUAGUUACAGUAUUUUGCACCUAAGCAUUGGCUUAAUUUUUCAAUGCUAAAUCUUUAUCUGAAACCGACAAGUCUGAGCAACAGGUGGUGGGAGAAAAUAAACAGGCAAUGGAUAAUUAGCAAUCUGUUCCAUUAACAAACAGAAGUGGGAGGUAAAAUGAAGAAAUGCUCGAAGAGAGUAAGAGUUUUGAGAAUAAGUCAGAGUUGUACACUAACACACAGACUUCCUGAGGCAUUGUUGGUGUGCCUUUUGCCAGCCGGGUUGUGACUAUCUGCUCCAAAGUAAUUGACAGUUCAGAGUACAUAAACACAAACAGUCCUGCGGGCUUUAGGGAUCUUUGGGAGGUAAGUGCAUGUGUUACAUUUUUAUUUGAUUCUGGCUUCUCUUGUAACUCUUCGCAAGACUGUCUAUUGCCUUCACCACAUUCACAUCCACACACCCAGCUCUCUCCACCCUCCACAAUAUUCUCCACCUCACCAGGAGAUGACAGACACGCCACAGUAUCAGAGCUGGAGGCUGUAGGCAGCAGAAACAGGACCAGCUCCAUCACUCUGUGUUUUUCUCUGCAGAGCUGUGCUGCCCGGCAUUUAACACACUCCCUCUGGGACACGCUCGAUAACUCACAGUCCGGGAAAUGCGGCUGAAUACCAAAUGAAAACAGAAGUUCUCUUUGUUUUAUUAACUGUUGUCACUAUCAGCACUUGCAGAUAGCCUAUAUUCCCCUGACAGAUUGUCGGCCGUGUCGUUAUUUAGGUGGAAGGAACAGGAGAGAAAUGUUAGACUGCCGCUGCAGCUCGGUCACAGUUCAUUUCUCUUUUUCCCUUACCAAAGGGGCUGCAUAUUGAAAUGUGUAGACUUACAUGUUGAGAUCUAUGACACAUGUGUAAAUGCAAUAAAAUAUUCUGAGAUUUUUGGAGGGUAAAAUAGUUUAAUACGUGUGCUCAGGUAUUGAAUAUUCAGACACAUUGGAAAUACUUGAUCGUUUCCAAUUCUGCCACCUACUACAGGGUCAAAUACUGUACUUCACAUAAAGGACUAAAGGAUAGGCUUUAAAUAUUUUGUCUUGCAAUACAAAACACAUUCAAUAGUGUACAAAGCAGGUAGAAUUGGCUUAACUUGAACCAGCCCCUAAGCCUUUGAAUGAAUCCAUAAAUUGUUUUACUCUUGAUAUAGUGUCUACAAGUGUCAUUUGUGUGGAUUAGAAAUGUUUAUACUUGUGACACUUGAAGAUUCUGUGAGGAGUUGUUUGUGAUGGUAAUGAAACAGACUCAAAUUCAAAUCAGUGCCUUUUCAUAACUUACAAAAACAGACCAGACCAUCAGCAUUAAUACUGUCAGGUAUCACUUUGUUCAUAGAGGGCACCAAAACGGACACACACACACACACAAUUCCUUAUAGAAGCUAUAAGCACUUUGAGGGCCUGAGUCGAACAAAGGAUUUUAUGGCUGUUGCGCCUACCAAACCCAAACAUAUUAUACAAAAAGACAUUAUCUAGCACAUGCAAAGGGUUAGAUGCUCCACAAUCUGUGAUGUCUCACAAAUAGAAUCUACUUCUGCUCCAAUUCUGUUUGCAUAUGUUUAAAAGGGUCAUCAUAUAUCCGUUUGGAAUAGGAUAUGCCAAUUUGUGUGCAAACAAACCCCUUUGCAACAAAACCCAACGUAUCGUAUCGUAUCGUAUUGGAUUGUAUUGGAUCGGGUCAUAGGAAAUAUUAGCCUACAGGUUUCUUUCAAGCUGAAGUGUAAUAUUGUGUUCAAUCAGCAUGGUGUUUUACAUUGUGUACUACUUCUGCUCAAUCAACAGUGAUUCAACCUGAAUCUAAAUUUGACAGUGAAGGACUUUCAGUAUCAUUAAAUGCACGUACCUCAAUGUCUAACUUUAGUACAAUACUUGGACAGAGUCCAUUAGUUUUAUUUCACCUUUGAGUAAACAGUAAACAAUGUACUUCUCCCCUGUGUGUUUGUUUGUGUGUGUGUGUCACGCCAGGAAGUGGAGGAUCUGCUGUAUCCAGCUGAACAGGCGACAGGAGCCAUGGCGGCUAUUAAAUUUGGCAGCCCUGACAUGGGUCCGGCCUUGGAUGUAAAGGAGUUCUACUGCCAGCUGGCUGAGAGCCUCCAGGUACGACACGCUGCAGCACAAAACACAUAAACAUGUCAGGGAGUGGAAGCUUUUUUGUGCCACUUGCUUUACAGUAACAUACCUGUGUACAUGUUUAGAAUCACAAUCCUGUGUCUGGCUCCUCGGUGAGCUCCACACUCACAUGCAUAUGGAUGGGCUCAGACAGAAUCAUUAUUAUUCACUCACUUACUGUUCAGUUCUUAGGUACAAUUUUAAGCUAACUGUAAUUUACUUGAGGAUUUUAUGCGACCUUUUGUUUUACACAACAUUAAAUCUUUUAGAUUUGUGAACCAAACCCUUUUUCAUGCUUUUGUUAUUUAGUGAUAAUAUGUUUGGGGGCAAAAUAAAACAUGUAAACAGAAGCCACAUAACAGGCCCAGAUUAAAAAGCAGAACUUUUUCUUGUCUUUUCCUCCCAUCAAUCAUCUCAUGACCCCUGAGGUUUAUCCUGUUACCCUCUAAAGUGGCCCUGACCCGUAGGUUGAAGACUGCCGGACUUUGCUACUAAACAAUGAACAUUGCCACUAACACAAUGAUACAUCAUAGAAGUGUAAUCAAUGAUAACUUAAUGACUUAAUGACCUCAGCAAUUUUUACUUGAUUUAUAUUUUGUUCCUGGUUUCUCAGCGUGAUUUUGGAUGCAUUUUUUUUUCUUUUUCUAGUUUAGCUGGUAUUUUUUUUUUGAAGGAAAUGGGAUCUUGUUGGAUACCUUGAAGUAGCCAGCUGCGAAUCCUUCCUCUACUGACCACUUGACCUCUGCUUUUUUCAUCACUUCAUCGUCUUGCUCCCUCUGAAACUGCUCGGUCUCGUCCAGAUGUAAAUCUCAACUUUCACAAAUCACACAGCCAUACUCCCCGUUGUUUUCUUUGCCUCUUAACACAACACUGGGGAAGAACUUGAGAAUCAGUGGAGCAGUUCUGCACCAGAACAGAAAAUCUUUGUCCACCUUUGUGUGUGUGUGUUUGUGUGUAUGUGUGUGUUUAGUGCGAGCAAAGAGGUUCUGCGCAGAGGUUCUGCUUUGGGGUCAGACUAUAGCUCCGGUGGGUCUGACCCCCUCUGGGGCGAGGAUGUCUGCCAGGUUCAGAGGUCAGGGCUGUAAUCAGACUGCUGGCCGCCUUCCCAGGCUCCUCAGCGGCACUGGGGUGGAUGCUGGUGUGUGUAUGAGCGUGUGUCCUUCAUUUCCAGGCCUAGCUGAAGGGUAUCUGGCGUCUAUAUAUAUUUAUGUGUCUGUUUAGAUGCAGAGGUGUUUUUUUCUUGUUCUCUCAAACCCUCUUUAUUCACCCUCUCUCCCGCAGUCUGCUCAGUCUCUUCUCUUGCCAGCUGGACACAGUCCUGUCUGUGCCUGGCUGGCCUCGAUUAGGACAUGCAAUUGUCUCGAUGCUGAAAUGAUUGCGAUUGGGUUUGAACAGUAAUGGUGAUUGCUGGCUGACUCCCAGACACCUGUGCACCCUCAUGUUGCUUGUUUCAGCCGCAUUUGUUCCAUCUAAUCAGAAAUGUGGUGAACACAAGAGCAGCCUUAACCCUCAGCCGGUAUGAGAGGCUAUGAUUGCUCUUUGCUCUCCUGUCAAAGUGCACUUAACUGCCCAAAAAACUGUACUAUCCUUCAAGGUUGCCUUGACUCAAAGUGAAAGGUCAGUAUGCUCUUUUGGUACCUAAAAACUUUCAGGAUGCACUUACUUGUCAUCUUCUGUCUCUGCAGUUCGAGUGUGGUGCAGCCUCUUCCGCUGUGGUUCCCGUGGGUGAUGGAAAACAACUGGAAGUGGGAGGUGCUGGAGGGUCAACAGUCAGAGACCUGCCAAAGAUAAAGGACAGCAGUGAGAUGAAGAUGCUGGUGAGUGCUCUCACUUUUUUCUUGAAGUCAGCUCCCCCAAAUCACAGUACAAAGAGAUCUCACAAUUUUUAUGUAGAAACAUGGAAGAAAGAGCGAUGCAAACAUGUUCUGAUACUCCACGACAGAAUAUGUACCAGUUGAAACUGCAGAGUCUUGGUUUAGAGAGAGGUUUAUUAUUGCAGAGAGCUUGAUGAGGAUCUAUACCACUCUUGUAUCUACUACAUAUAGAGCUAAAGUUAGUGGCUGCUUAGUUUAACUAAACAGACCUACAUGGACCACAGUUUAAAACUCUGCCUGACUAAGUUUUAAGUCAACUACGAGCAAAUCAGCCGACAGCAUCUCUAAUUUUCACUUUAUAUCAUGUUCUGUGUCAUCUCUUGAAUCCACACAAGAAUCUAUUCUGUUGUAAACUGCACUGUUGUAUUCGCAUUUUCUUUUUUAGUGUAAUUUCUUCGUCUGAUGUGUGCAUUGGUUAGCAGAUGGAGAGUGAUGUCAAUCCUAUAGCCAGCCAGAUCACUUCUGUGCGUGCCUUGGCUCCAUAUUACGUCUCCAGAACAGAAUCAGCGCUCAUCAAAGUGCUAUUUUGGCUUUUCUUCUCACAGUGGGAGGAGACAGAGGUGCAAGCAAGACAACAUUCAAAACAGGAGAUUAAGAGAGCUCCAAGAACCCCUUUUCAUCAUUACAGGCCAUAUGAUCCAUAAAUAACAAGAACAGUGUCCAAAAGUUUCAGCUAAUCUUACUUAAAGAAUUUAGUAUUUUUGAUAUACAAUACACUGAAAUUUAUAGAGAGGCCUUUUUAUGAUAUCUAAAAGCUAAAAAAAACAUCAGUGCAAUGAUUGAUGACUCGUUUAUUGUAAUUAUUGAGGCCAGAAAUGAAAUAUUUGCUACAGGUAAUAUAUUUGGCUGGUAAAAGUUGGUAAGAUAAGAGUUCAUGUCAAAAGAGUUCAUGUCUGGUAAUGACUGCUUUGUCCAUAGGGGGCGCCAGAAUUGACACAAAUUGAGAUGUACUUUUUUCAUAAACGUUUCCAAUUGUUUUGGGCAACAACAGCUAAGGACACAGGGAUGUUGCCUCUCUACAAUUACCAGUGUAUGAAUGUGUUGAUUGUACCACUGAGGUCAUUGUGUAGUGUUAGGAGUUUUGAAAAUGGUAACCAACAGGCUCCGUAAGGGAGAGAAUCACAGAUAACAGUGUACAUCCUGUUGGGCAAAUUUUGUGCUUGGAACAUUUUUCUUAUUUAUUCCUGAAAAAGCGUUAGGAAAAAUAAGCUGUAGCUUUAGCCAACAUCUUUUUGAUUUGCUUCAUUUUUCCUCUCUUAUAGUUUUUAUUGUAUUUAUGAAAUGAAAAGCAAAUUAAAUAACUGAAAUAAAACCAAAAAAACGAUUCACACAGAUGCAAAUAAAACUUGUUUCCUAAGAUUUUAAGUCCAAAGUCAAGAAAUGGCACCAAUGAUGAUAUUUGAUUAGGUUUUUGGGGGUCAGCUGUGGCUCAGUGGUAGAGCCAGUCAUCUCUUAAUUAAAAGAUUGAGGUUGAGUGUCUUUGGGCCACUCACCCUCAAUCUACCCCUGCUGGUUGUACAUAGCAGUCUGUAAUUAGUAUAAAUUAACUGUUGGGUGCUUAUGCCACCACCAUCAGUGCACCUAUUUAUGUGGUGUCAAAUUUCCCUGCGAGAAUAGCUCAUUUUUUCUUGUCUUAUCUCAUCUUAUCUUAUCUUGUGACGUGUAAUGUAAAGAAAAUGCUUUGAGUGGCCUGAAGAUUAGUGAAUGCGCUGUAUAAACCCAGUCCAUCUCCCUUUACCUUUCUUGUUUAUGGAUAUGGGUUAUCCAAGGGUACAGGGACAUUCUUCUUUGAGACAAAUGUUGCUUGAAUAACUUUAAUUUCUUUAUUCUUUUAGCACCAAUAAAAUACUGAGAAUUCAAAAUCUCAAAUGCCGAUAUUUAUGCUACUAAAACUGUCUGGAUAUUAAAUGCUGCUGCUGAGGGAAUUAUAUGCAUGUCCAUACGACAUGAAACGACUCUUAAAGUCUGACAGUUACACACCAUUUACAUCCCACUGAUUCACAUCUCCCACCUCUUAACUGACAAAGUAAAGAGCAGUCGUACAACCCACAACCAGCUCUGCGUCGGCCAUCAGCCCUUAAAUCAGACAUAAUGGUAAAAAUGAAUGGUUUCCCACAGCAGGCGAGGAGAGAGCAGAGCAGCUGAGUGACAGCAGAGCAACAGUGUGGGAGAUCCUGCUGACCAGAGUGUUUACUCUGCGGACACUUUCAGCAGGAGAUGUGAAGGGCUUGGCUUCAGCUCAGACAGGAUUUAUUGCUCACUGCGUCCUCAGUUAUUAAGUAAAGUCUUUCAGAGCGCCUGCAGUGUCAUAAACGUCUUAAAACUUCACACACACUGACUGAAAACUUCCCCUGGAAUAAACCGUCGUCGUCGGAUGUUUCUCAUCUCAGCGAGCAGAAAAACGCCAGUAAAGCAAAGGGGGGUUUGAAUCAAACACACAUCAAAGUAAGGCAUCAAUGAAAUGAGAAAUCAUGAAACAAAGACUCAGGUAAAAGCUCCAGGUGACUCCAGGAAACAUUCACCGUGGUUUUUAACAUCUAUCAGUGGUGAGAGCAAAACUAACCACCACAUCUGUCACAAACAUGGAGGUUUGGUUCUCAUUACCGCAGGUCUACCUUCAGCUCUUUAAAUAAACACAGAGCCUCUGUAACCACAGCACAGCUCUCCCUACAUCAUCUACCUCUCUCUACUAACAUGCAGCACACAAUCCUCUGCUCAGUCCAGCCUGACAGAUCGGACAGCUCGGCCUGAUCUGCUCUGUUUCCUCUCUCUGCCUGUGAUGGACGCCUCGGGUCUGGUUUCUCACCGAGACACAACACAGCCAAACAAACAGAUUGCAGUGAAAUCAGCCCUGACGCAGAGAUGUAUAUAAUAGAGCAGGCACUGAUGGGGUUGUGGGACGCUUCUCAAAUACACACGUGCAUGCUGAGGCCACACUCAUCAUGGCAGGGAGCAUGGAGGAGUGUGUGAGUAAACGACUAGAGCAGGUUGGGGGAGUAAUCAUCAGAUUGUGAGUUGUAAGUUUUUUUCUUUCCGAACAUGAUCUCGCUGUAAGAUGACACGGCCGCCUGGAUCCCCAUCUGGGUGUGACGACUAACUUCUGUGAUUGCUGUAAUUGCUCACCUGAGGACACCAAAGCCUUGAUGGUUUGUAGUUGAAGUAAAGAAACCUGUUCUGAAAUCUGUGUGGGUUGGAGUUGUUAUUCUUAGGCCAAAUGCUUUAAAUAUAUGAUUGUGUUGAAGGGCCAUAUAGAAGAUAAUCAGUACAGGGUUACUUUAGCUGAUCCUGUGAGGACAAUGACAAAAAUCAUGAUUAUCCACCAACAAAAGUCAAUAUUAUCAUAGGUGCGGUGAUUGUGGAUGAAACAAUGGUAAAUGUUGCAUUCAGUAAAGGGGGGGCUGCUGAUUAACCUCAGGUGAACAUUGUAGGUCAAAAGCCAAUUGAAGGGAUAUUCCGGUGUAAAAUUAAAUCAGGGUCAAUCACACCAUAACACCGAGUUAGACACCCCCUUGAGAGAUGAAUGUUGCAGACUGCUUGCUUCUCUAAACACAACUCACCUACUCUCUUCCAGCUGCCGCUUGUUGGUUGCGAGACCUCAGGUCAGUCCGUUACGGACUACUGCGGGGUUAAGCAGCUCAAGGAAGAACAUUUAUGACCAUGUCUUUUUGGAAAUGCAAUCAGACUGAGACGUUAAAGCAUGAGAACUACUGCGUACUUCAAGGAAAUGAUAAAGAAAUGAUCAUAAAUGUUCUUCCUUGAGCUGCAUCACCCCGCUGUAGUUUGUAAUGGACUGGCCUGAGGUCUCGCUACAAACAAGCGGCUGCUGGAAGAGAGUAGGUGUGUUGUGUUUCGUCUCUUUGCUAAAGAAUUCAGGCAAAGUUAAAAAGAUGUUUGGUGGCUAGUGCUGCGGCUAGGACCAUUUAUCUCUCGAGGGGGUGUCUAACUUGGUGUUACGGUGUGAUUGAUCCUAAAUUAAUUUUACGCUGGAAUAUCCCUUUAAUAUUUGGAAAUAUGCUUAUUCAUCGCAAUGCAUUCUGGUGUCUUUCACUCAAGGUUGACUAGAUAAUGAAGUGGAAUCUUGUACAGCCCUCUCUUGAACAAUUACCUGUUGCUGUAUGUAUGUUAUUUGAUUACUUGCAGAUCUCAGAGCUGCUAAAGGAGCUUGCUGAGCUUGAGAAGUGUAAUGAGGAGCUGGAGGAUGAGGUGGAGAUGAAGAGGGCUGCGUACAUGGAGCAGAUCACUGAGCUGGAGGUCUGAGCAGACUAAAUAAUAAUCAAAGAUCAGUGGUUUGGGUUUAUUCUAACAUUCAAUCUCAUGCAAUCCCACUACCCUGUUUGUGUCUGUGUGUGUGCAUGCAUUUUUCAGUGCACCAUAGAUGAAAUGCAGCAGCAGGAGGCAGACUUCCAAGAGCAGAUGAAGGAGCAGUGUGAAGACUACAAGGAGCUGCUGAGUGAGAAAAUGGCCAGAGACAUGGAGAUCACUGCCUACAGGUGAGUCUGCCUGGUGUAAAAGUAUGAUGAAACAGACUUUCUUCAAUUUGUUUAAGGCUCUGGUUUUACUGACUCAAGACAAAUACAGUUAUUAGGCCAGCAUGCAAACAAUCAAAAUGAUCUUUAAACCAUUUCAAAUAUAGCUUUAACUUUUAUAUUUUUUGUUUGCUUCUUGUAAAGGACUCAUUAACGCAGAUGUAUAAUGUUAAAGAUAAAUAAAAACACUGAAAACGACCAGUGAAAGAGGAAUAUGAGAAAUGAAAAAUGCAUUAAAGACAGAGCAACUUUAUCAGUAAAUAUGUACAAAAGUUAUGCAGAUGGGCUUACAUUAAGUUUGGUCUUAAAGUCUAAGUCAGUGGUUCUCAAGUCUAGUCCUCGAGGCCCACUGUCCUGCAUGUUUUGGAUGUGUCCCUGCUCCAACACACCUGAUUCAAAUGAUGAGCUCAUUAUUAAGCCAUUACAGAGCUUGAUAACGAGCUGAUCAUUUGAAUCAGGUGUGCUCCGUUUGUCCUCUGAAGAAAAGAGAGAAGAAAUUACAGAUUACUGUGUACGAGAAAACCUGUCAAUAAUAGUGUCUUUCAGAUUAUUUGUCUUGGUUAUUAUGAUAUAGUUGACGCUUCCACCAAGGAUUAAACUCUUCUCUAUAAUUACUGUUUAACCCUAAAACGUAAAUAUCCUGUAACAGACCGCAUUGUUCUUGGGCUGACCCGUUUGGUGAUGAAAAGCUGGGAUAAAUACAUCCUUCACUGCGGUCAUUCUACAUUCACUUUCUACUGAAACUGAGCCGAAGGAUAUUAUUCUUAAAUUAGAAGCCUACAUUUUAUGUCACGUAUAGCAGGCUGCAAUUAAACCACAGAAGAUAAGAGGUUUUCUGGAUGGAGGAGUUAAACUGAUGGAGAGCUUGUCAGUCAUUUAGACGACUUGAACUGACAGUCUGGGGCAGGUGAUGGACAGUCGUGUCUACGGGAGAACAUGCCGGUUUUAAUUCCAACAAAAACACAGCACCAGGUGGUUUCGCUGAUUAGUUUGCCUUUUUCUUUUUAAGGUGUUUGAGUUAGACUGUGAACUGCUGCAGUUUCUGAAUGCAACAAAAAACGACUGACUUAAACAGAUUAAAACAUAUAAAACAGUUUCUUCAUAAAACAGGAUAACUACGGCUUAUGAAACCAGAGAUGAUUUCAUUCGAUUUCAUCAGCCUGAUUGAUGAUAUGUCUCUACAUUCUUUGUGAGUUAAUCACAAAAGGGAAAUGUGCAAAUGAUGUGUCCAUUGUCACAGUUUUCCUCAACAUCAACAAGAAGUUUCUGCAUGUGCAUCAUCAUGAGUAGUACCCUUAAGUAUUUCCACAAGAUCCUGUAAGGUCCAAAGCUGCUCAGGCAUCUCUUAUGCCACCUGGACAUCCGGGCUGGUCAUGAUAAGAUAUUUCUACAAACAAAGGGCUAACAUCACAAGUCGCAGGAAACAGUCCUAGCGUAUGAUGCAGUUUCCUGUAUGUUACCUUGAAGACGUUUCCUUGUCAUCACCUCCUUCCACUGAGGUUGUUUAACCAUCUGCCAUCCUGGUAUGUGGAGUGACGUGCUUUAGCCAUGUCAUCUCGCUGCCAUGAACUUCCUCUAGGUUUCUCUAUUGCCUCGUAUGGCUACAUUUGACCCCCAGGGGGAUGUGCUGCAGACCUGAGCUCCCGAUGCCUCAUUAGAAUGGGCGAGGAGGACCUCACACUGUCAGCGCUGAAAGCUGGGUCCCUGCCAGCUUUUCUCCACUCCAGUCUGUUAAUGUCCGCCCUCCCCUUACACAUAUUUUCAAAUUCACCACAGUUGAAUUCCCUGAUGUUAGCCCGCAGACUCUCUCAUUUGAUGCACAGCAAAGGCACAGAGUCCACGCCAGCUUCUCCCUCCCUUUUUUUUAUUUACUGGAGGUUUUGUCGCCUUUGAUUAAAACCAUGAAUAAGAAAUGAUGGCUGUUUAUUCUCUCUGUGCUGUGGAAAACUGUCUGUGCAACAGACCCCGAUGACCCCAGGCUGCCAUUACUGGGUGGCUUAUCGCCUGUGAAAGCAUCUCAGAGCAGUUACAGCAGAUGCUCCCUGCUUUCGCGCACUGCUAAUGUGAACCAUAUUACACUGUAAUUUCAUUCUGCUGUUCAUUGUGGUCUGCACAAACUGCUGUUUGACACAGCAACAAGUAGGUCAACAAAAGACACAAUUCCUUUUAUUUCAGCUCGUGAUUUGAUUGAUCAAAACCAAUAAUCUUUUACAGCUUUGAAUCACUUCACUGUGGGUCUGCAAAGUUUCUGUGAUCAAUGCUUUUAGUUUAAACCCAAACUCAACUUAAUGCUUUGGUUUUCCGGCCCAAACUUUCUUUUUAAUUGGGCUGUGAGGCUGUAAAAGUGAAAAAUCUCUAAAAGUGGCUUCAGCACCAAAAUGCAAACAGACACAAUUCAGUCUCUUCAGAUAGUUGUGAUGUUAUGAUUCAGCAAAUGUACCCAAACGCAACCAUUUCCUGCAACCUUUACACAAAUUUAACCCACCUUUCUCCCAGUGUGUGUCCUCCACUGGUGUAUGUUUGUGAGUGUUGUGUGGUGGUGGUGGUUGGAGAGGCUGUAGGUGCAAACUGGCAGCCAGGUUUCCGUCAAUCUGCCCCAGGGCGGCUGUGACUACUAAGGUAGUUUACCACCACCAAGUGCUUCUGUGUGAAUGAAUGAUGUAUGCAAUGUAAAGUGCUUUGAGGGUCUCUAAUAAAGCGCUUUAUGAAAUCUGAUGCAUUAAUAUUAUUUACAUACUAAAGGUGUGAACCUCUCUCUAACAAGGAUAUUCAAUCUGAUUUAACGCUUGGUGGCUUCAGUUAGAUUCAAAGGUGAUUCACUACAAUAGAGAACAAUAUGAUCCAGGUCAACAGGUCAAUAAGGAGUCAAAAAAUUAAACAUUAAUUUUGAUUUUCAGUUUCGAUAAAACAUCUAUUUUCUAAGAGAGAAAAGACUAUGUCUACUGUAGGUCUACAACAAAGACUUGAUCACACACCACUUCCAGGUGUCUCACUAUAACAGGUAGUUUAAUGUGAUAUUUGUGGUAACUGAUGCAAAAAUCUCAAAUAGCAGCAAACAUUGAAUGAUGAAGCUCAUUAGAAGACAAAUGCUGUCAUCAAAGUGGGCCCCUCAACAAAAAUAACUUGAUGAAAAUGCUGAAAUUGAUUAAACUGCAAAAACAGGACACACUUUCUGUGACUUCUACCUGUUGCUCACUUGUUUCCUGUGUUUCUUUGUGUUCUUCUCGUGUUCAGGAGUCUGGUGGAGGAAGAAGAAGAGAGGCUGUGCAGCCUGUAA
Molecule: messenger RNA, 16722 nt
Organism: Xyrichtys novacula (pearly razorfish)
Lineage: Eukaryota; Metazoa; Chordata; Actinopteri; Labriformes; Labridae
Source: the annotation of a GenBank genome assembly